AUGGAUAUUUACCCUACUAUCAAGGUGCUAUUUUCUGACUGCAGUAAUGGUACUGAAUUUCAAAUAAGGAAUGUAGAAGAAUGGAUAACAAAGAAUCAAGCUGAUGAAGUCUACAUGCUGGCAUCCCAAAUAAAAGAACUAAUAGAAUUCUUGGAGUCAGCAAACAAUGUGUAUCCACCAUCCCAUUCAUUCCUGCAGGGUUUGCUUUUGUCAAGCUUGAGGAGUUGCAAGUUUCCCAUUAUCAUGUUCGUUGCAAGGUUGAAGCUUCUUGUGCUUUACAACAAUCAUGGUCAUUUGAACAGAUUGGGUCUUAAACUAUGGAUGCCUUCUGGUGGAAUAAACAUUGAACAUGACUGGCUUCUGAAGAUCAAGGGAUUGUUGGAUGUUUUCUUCUGA
This is a messenger RNA of Ilex paraguariensis (yerba mate), 396 nucleotides long. The record is from the annotation of a GenBank genome assembly. NCBI's taxonomy places the organism in Eukaryota, Viridiplantae, Streptophyta, Magnoliopsida, Aquifoliales, Aquifoliaceae.